Molecule: messenger RNA, 3471 nt
Organism: Pimephales promelas (fathead minnow)
Lineage: Eukaryota; Metazoa; Chordata; Actinopteri; Cypriniformes; Leuciscidae
Gene: phf20a
Product: PHD finger protein 20, a
Biological process (GO): regulation of transcription by RNA polymerase II
Cellular component (GO): MLL1 complex; NSL complex; nucleus
Source: RefSeq, a predicted model, not a curated record
AACACAUUGGAAAAUAGUAAGUGCGCCUCGCGCCCAACGUGUUUACAAUAAAAGACGCGACGCGCCUUUAUAUAAAGAGACGGAUAUCGCUGCAGGUAUUUGCUGACAACAUGAGCAAUACACCUCCCAACAGACGAGGAAUAACUUUUGAGGUGGGCGCUGCUCUUGAAGCACGGGACAGUCUGAAGAACUGGUAUGUUGCCAACAUUGAGAAGAUUGACUACGAGGAUGAGAAAGUCUUAAUCCACUAUCGUCAGUGGAGCCAUCGCUAUGAUGAGUGGUUUGACUGGGCCAGUCCGUAUCUGAGGCCCAUGGAGAGGGUUCAGCUUAGGAGAGAGGGACGGCAGGAAGACAACAUUAUCCCUGGAUUUCAUGUGAAUGACAAAGUUCUUGCCAGUUGGUCUGAUUGUCGAUUUUAUCCUGCUAAAGUCUUGGCCGCCAACAAAGAUGCAUCCUACACUGUAAAGUUCUAUGACGGUGUCAUCCAAACAGUCAAAGGAAUCCACGUGAAGCCCUUCACCAAAGAGUGUAGAAAGAAACUAACUGACAAAAAUGGAGAGAAGCCAAAAAAGACAGUAAAGGACAAGAAAAUGCAGGAGAAUGAAGCCAGCGGGGAUAAACAGAUUGACCUUGUUCCUGAGGAAGAGGAGGAUGAGAAUGCAGUCUUGGAUGGAGAGGAAGGUGAAAAGAAGAAAAGCAAUGGGAAUGGGAAAUGCAUUGAAGUGCAAAAUAUAAGCAUAAAGGAGGAGGAGGAGGAGGAAGAUGCAGAGGGAGAGAGAGUAUUGGAGCAAAUAGGGCAGCACAACUACAGUAAGUUAUUUCUGAAGAGGGAUUCAGGGCCUGAGGAGAGAGAAGAGAAGACCAGCUUGAAAAUUGAGAACUCUGUGGUGUUAGAUUUGGGUGUGAACUUUAAUGAGGGGGUGGUAAAGAGAAAUGAGACAGAGGAAGCAGAAGUCCUGGAACGAAAAGAGGAGGAAAUCAAAGGACAAGAUCUUCCUCAUAACAGAAAGUCACGGAGGCAGCGAAUAAGAAGGAAGAGGAGACUUUCAAUGGCACGAAGGAGCUCCAAAAAACCCAAGACGGAUUCAGAAAAAAGUUUUCAUAAUGAUUGCGAACCCAUAUGCGAAUCCACCAAUCUGAAAACUCAAGGAAAAGGAUCAGACCCCUUAUGCUUGACACAACCAUCCAAUGACACAUCAGUACCAAAGGCUCAGUGCCAAUCAGAAACCUUUAAGCCUACAGCAGUUAGAAAACAAACCUUCCACAACCCCAACCGGUUUAGCAGAGAACCAUUAUACAGAGUCAUCAGAAACCAACCGCCACCAGUGCUCUCUAUCAACUUAGACCAUAAUCCAUAUAAAUGCAGUGCUCCUGGCUGUACGAAGUCUUUCCGCAAAGCAAAACUCCUGCACUAUCAUAUGAAAUACUACCAUGGAGAUGAUCGUCUGAUGGAGCCAGACCCGAUCCAGGCAAUAGACAAACAGACCGCACUUAAUAAUCAGGAUGGCUCUAAGAAGAGGUGCGUUACAUCGCAUGAGUGUGCGCAGGUGACCGUGAAGAGACGCUCUCUUGCGCCCCCUGCUGUCAUCGCACAGAAUUACCAACGAUGGCCUUCACUGAAGGACAAGACCAGGGACAAGACCAGAGACAAUCAGCUAGACAGCAACAUGCAUAGAUACUUCAAGGAGAGAGAGAGGAGAUUUAUGGAAAUGGAAGGUGUGAAAGAACGUGACCGGUCAAAAGAGAAACAGACUAGAGACUUCUUGCGUAUAAAGUUAAAGGAAAAGAAAAAGAUGAAAAAAAACACAUCAGAUGAGGAUAGCAUUUCAGACUGGUCCUCUGACAGCUGUGGUUGGAGUGAAGAUGAAAUGGGAGCAGAUCUGGAUGUCAUUGCCUCACCUCUCAGCUGUAGCUCUGUUGCCUCAACUACAGGAAGUCAGGAUACUGUCCGAUGUGUGUGUGAAGCGGAAGAGGAAAAUGACUUCAUGUUACAGUGUGAAGAGUGUCUGUACUGGCAGCAUGGAACCUGCAUGGGCCUCCUGGAAGAGAACGUUCCAGAGCGAUACGCUUGCUUCAUUUGCCGGGAUUCUCCAGGGCAGACCAGAGGUCAGAGACAGAGCCUGCGGUACUGGUAUGACAGGGACUGGCUUAGCACCGGCCAUAUGUAUGGCCUCUCUUUCCUGGAGAACUACUCCCAUCAGAACGGCAAGAAGAUCGCAGCCACUCAUCAGCUUUUAGGGGACGUUCAGCAUGUGCUUGAAGUCCUCAAUGGCCUGCAGCUCAAAAUCAGCGUGCUACAGAGCACGACUCAUCCAGACCUCAAGUUGUGGCAGGAGCCGUGGAAGCUGACUGAGAGAUCCAGGAUAAAAAGCAUGGCUCUUCCAGACGCAAAAAACGUUUCUUCGUCAGCAUCUUCAGAAGUCAUUCUACAUAAAGAGCCCUUCUCUUCAUCCUUCCAAGACUACAUUAGCAGUGAGCACUGCUACCAAAAGCCACAAACAUUGUACCAAGUAUUGGAGCCGAGGCUGGUGCUGAAGACACGGGUUGAGUCGGUGUUGGAAGAUCGAUCACACAACACAGAGAGAGUGAUGAAGAAUGAACAACACUAUUAUGGAGAGAUCCAGCCUGCUUUACUGAAGACAUCUAGUGCUCAGCUGUUCAACCACAGGAUGGAUGGAGGAGAGAAGCGUGAAGUGUGUGGUGAUGGAGGCGGGGUUAAAGGUGCAGCUCAGCCCCAGCAGUGGAGGAUCAAUCUGCUGGAACACAUCGAGACUUUACAAGAAGAGGUUACUCGCAGGAUGGACUUCAUCGAAAGGGAGCUUGAUGUGCUUGAAAACUGGCUGGACUGCACGGGUGAGUUGGAGCCUCCAGAGCCAUUGGACCGUCUGCCUGAACUCAAGCAAAGCAUCAAACAGCUGCUGAAUGAACUGGGAAAGGUGCAACAGAUUGCUCUGAUUUGUGCCACAUGAGGGCGCCAGGGCAAAUUUCACUAUCAUCACAGGACUACCUCGGUUUAAUACAUUCCUAAAGCGGGCCACGAAACCAAAGAGCCUAAAGAACAUUAGACUGAGAACAAUGUGAAACUGAACAAGCUGUUUGUUACAGAAUAUGUGAUUCUGACUAUGGACUUGGAAUUAGGAUUGAACACUGCGAAACGUUAUCACCCCACCUGUCCCUUUACAGCAAAUAUGAUCCACAUCCUUUUCAUCCUUUCUCUUUCACCGAAAGUAAACAUAUAACAAAAUACCAUAUAUAUAUAUAAGUUAAUCAUGUUUAUUCUAAAAACCUGGAUAGUCAAAAUAAGGAUCAGUCCUGCAUUAUUCAAAAGUUAGAAACCAUUAACCUCUAUUUAACAGGUUGGGUAUGAACUGUGAAACUGAAGUAAAAUGAACACAAUGAAACCAUUGUUUAUGUGCUCCGUUGUAUUUAAAGGACCUUAUGCUUAGAAAGUUAAAAUGUUUUUUUGAAUAU